Lachnellula hyalina is the source of this 486-nucleotide messenger RNA. RefSeq lists its product as uncharacterized. The record is from RefSeq and is a predicted model, not a curated record. The coding region runs from base 1 to 486 and encodes 161 amino acids. The transcript has 4 exons. NCBI's taxonomy places the organism in Eukaryota, Fungi, Ascomycota, Leotiomycetes, Helotiales, Lachnaceae.
AUGUCUUACAGAGAAAUGAAGGACCGAAAGAGGAAAGACUAUCCUUACAUCCUUGAGUAUAGGACAAGAUGGCACAUAUUCUUCUAUUCCUGGAAUAUGCAUGUCUUGGGUGAUGAUCAUAUGAACAACAGCGUCUACAACUUCCUAUACGACUCCGUUGUCAACACAUAUCUCAUUCAGGAGUGCGCACGACACCCUCCUACGUCCCCUCAAUACGGGCUUGUGGUACACUCUCACAGCGAUUUCUUCGGCAGUAUAGCCUUUCCAGCUGUUGCGGACCUUGGGCUUCGAGUCAACAAGCUAGGAAAGAGCAGUGUUACAUAUGAGGUUGCCCUCUUUGAGCAAGGUGUUGAGGACGUCAAGUCAGUAGGAGAACUGAUUCAUGUCUUCGUCGACAGGGAGAGUGGUCGGCCUGCGGCGAAUGGUAUGAGCAACAGCCUCAAGGAAGGUCUUCAGAAGCUUUUAGUCACCAAAUCCAAGCUUUGA